AUGAAUUCAAGAAAUGGAUCUAGAGAAAGAUAAACAAAAGAAGAUGGUAAAUCCUUAUUUUGGGAACAUUCCAAAAAUUUACCACCCUUUUUUGCUGAGAAUAUAUUAUUUUUAGAAAUGGAAGUUGAAUGCAAUAAUGUUACUAUUGAAGUUGUGAAUCAAUUAUUAGAAUUAUAUCGUGUAAUUUAACAUAAUAUAAAGUAGAUUGGUGUAGAAUACUUUGAAUAAAUUAAAAGCAAUAAGUUUUUGAUUUUUAAGAAUAAGACAUAGUAAUUAUUAAUGAAAGGAACAGUUAAUUAAUGCAUGAAUAUUGCUUAUGAAGAAUUGAAACAUGAAACAGCACUUAAGAAAACAUCACAUCAUGAAAAUUAAGACAAAAUUCCUCCAUUACCUCCAUCUUCAAAAUUAGUAAUUUCAUAGAAAUCUUAGAAAUAAUAAGAAGUAGAAAAUCAACUCAAAUAUAUCAAAGAAUAAGAUUAAAAAUUGUAAGUUAAUCAAUUGUUAGAAUAUCAUGGUUAUGAGUCUUAACGUGUUACAAGAAUACAUAAUUAGUAAUCUAUUUUUAUUAUCAUAGAGCUUUAUAAGAAUAAGAAGAUUAAGUGUAACAACGCUUAUAAAGAAGAAGAAUGAGAUCUGUAAAGCUAAAAGGAUAAAUAGAAUGA
Paramecium primaurelia is the source of this 662-nucleotide messenger RNA. The record is from the annotation of a GenBank genome assembly. Lineage: Eukaryota; Ciliophora; Oligohymenophorea; Peniculida; Parameciidae.